This is a messenger RNA of Cryphonectria parasitica EP155, 384 nucleotides long. RefSeq lists its product as uncharacterized. The transcript has 3 exons. NCBI's taxonomy places the organism in Eukaryota, Fungi, Ascomycota, Sordariomycetes, Diaporthales, Cryphonectriaceae. Bases 1 to 384 code for a protein of 127 amino acids. The record is from RefSeq and is a predicted model, not a curated record.
AUGUCUCUGCCCAUAGUUGUUCAAACGGUAUCUCACAUGAAUAACCAGUACACGUAUAUACAUUACCUGCUGUGCAUUUUGGGUGAUGAGGGGACAAAGAGUACUGCCCAUACUAUUUCCUUGCUCUCCUUGCCUUCCACCUCUUCCACUGCCACCAACAUCGCAACAACAACAACAACAUCAACAACAACAACAACGACAACAACACCACCGCCGCCACCACCAUCAUCACCAUCACCAGCUCAAUAUUCUCUUGAGCAUAGUCCUCAUCUGCACUCUCCUUUCACGACGAUUAGCACCCCUUCUGUCUCCUCCAUCCCCGAGGUACAAUAUCCUCAGUCCCAUCAUUUUGUGACCAGCCAGCCCCUCUCAACAUCCUCCUAG